GCGCCGGCGCCCGCGCUCCCGGAGAGCUUCUCGUAGGCCGGUGCUCGGCGCGCGCACCCGCACUAAAGACGUUUCUUCCCGGCGGGGAGAAAUCCCGUCGGCGAGCCGAACAACUCCCCGAGCGCAGCCCGCGGACCACCACCCGGCCGCACCGGCCGCUUUUGUCUCCCGCCCGCCGCCUCUGUCCGACAGGCCGCCCGCGGGGCGCAUCCCGACCGCGAGCGUCCGGUCCCAGAGCCGAGCGCGGCUGGGGCCCGAGGCUAGCACAUCUUGGGAGCCGCAAGGCGAGAGCUGCAAAGCAACAUAGAUGGAACUGGAGGCCAUUAUCUUAAGAGAAACAACUCAGGAACAGUCAAUACCACAUGUUCUUUUUAAUUAGACACUUCAGAAUUUUGAUCACCUAAUGUUGAUUUCAGAUGUAAAAGUCAAGAGAAGACUCUAAAAAUAGCAAAGAUGCUUUUGAGCCAGAAUGCCUUCAUCAUCAGAUCACUUUAUUUGUUUCUCAUGGGAUGGACAAUUGCCUCUGAGGACCCUCCCUCAGCCAGCUCAAGUACUUAAACAAAAACAAGGAAAUUCUUUGGUGUUAAAGAUCUCGUGUGUGGCCGGGCGCGGUGGCUCAUGCCUGUAAUCCCUGCACUUUGGGAGGCCGAGUGUGUAUCAGCCUCGUGUUUGGUAUUUCACAUGAUUCGCCCGAUUAUACGGAUGAAUCUUGCACUUUCAAGAUAUCAUUGCGAAAUUUCCGGUCCAUCUUAUCAUGGGAAUUAAAAAACCACUCCAUUGUACCAACUCACUAUACGUUGCUGUAUACAAUCAUGAGUAGAGACAGGGUUUCACCGUGUUAGCCAGGAUGGUCUCGAUCUCCUGACCUCGUGAUCCGCCUGUCUUGGCCUCCCAAAGUGCUGGGAUUACAGACGUCAGCCACUGCGCCUGGCUCAUCUGGCAAAUUUUACUGAGCACCUACUACAUGCCAGGGGGUCCAACUGUGAACCAAAGUCCCUGCCCUCCUGGAGCAGACAUUAUGUAAAUGGAGACAUCAGUAAACAAAGUAAACCAGAAGAUUUGAAGAUGGUUAUGAACUGUGCAAAUACCACAAGAUCAUUUUGUGACCUCACAGAUGAGUGGAGAAGCACACACGAGGCCUAUGUCCCCAUCCUAGAAGGGUUCAGCGGGAACACAACCUUGUUCAGUUGCUCACACAAUUUCUGGUUGGCCAUAGACAUGUCUUUUGAACCACCAGAGUUUGAGAUUGUUGGUUUUGCCAACCACAUUAAUGUGAUGGUGAAAUUUCCAUCUAUUGUUGAGGAAGAAUUACAGUUUGAUUUAUCACUCGUCAUUGAAGAACAGUCAGAGGGGAUUGUUAAGAAGCAUAAACCCAAAAUAAAAGGAAACAUGAGUGGAAAUUUCACCUAUAUCCUUGACAAGUUAAUUCCAAACACGAACUACUGUGUAUCUGUUUAUUUUGAGCACGGUGAUGAGCAGCCAGUAAUAAAGUCUCCCUUAAAAUGCACCCUCCUUCCACCUGGCCAGGAAUCAGAAUCAGCAGAAUCUGCCAAAAUAGGAGGAAUAAUUACUGUGUUUUUGAUAGCAUUGGUCUUGACAAGCACCAUAGUGACACUGAAAUGGAUUGGUUGUAUAUGCUUAAGAAACAGCCUCCCCAAAGUCUUGAAUUUUCAUAACUUUUUAGCCUGGCCAUUUCCUAACCUGCCACCGUUGGAAGUCAUGGAUAUAGUGGAAGUCAUUUACAUCAACAGAAAGAAGAAAGUGUGGGAUUAUAAUUAUGAUGAUGAAAGUGAUAGCGAUACUGAGGCAGCGCCCAGGACAAGUGGUGGUGGCUAUACCAUGCAUGGACUGACUGUCAGGCCUCUGGGUCAGGCCUCUGCCACCUCUACAGAAUCCCAGUUUAUAGACCCAGAGUCCGAGGAGGAGCCUGACCUGCCUGAGGUUGAUGUGGAGCUCCCCACGACACCAAAGGGCAGACCUCAGCACUUGGAACUCUUGAGUGGGCCCUGUGAGAGGAGAGAGAGUCCACUCCAGGACCCUUUUCCCGAAGAGGACUACAGCUCCAAUGAGGGGUCUGGGGGCAGAAUUACCUUCAAUGUGGAUUUAAACUCUGUGUUUUUGAGGGUUCUUGAUGACGAGGACAGUGACGACUUAGAAGAAGCCCCUCUGAUGAUAUCGUCUCAUCCGGAAGAGACGGUUGACCCAGAGGAUCCUGACAAUGUGCAAUCAAGCCAUUUGCUGGCCAGCUGGGAAGGGACACAGCAAACUUUUCCCAGCCCCUCUUCAGAGGGUCUGUGGUCUGAAGAGGCUCCAUCUGAUCAAAGUGACACUUCUGAGUCAGAUGUUGACCUUGGGGAUGGUUAUAUAAUGAGAUGACUCCAAAACUAUUGAAUGAACUUGGACAGACAAGCACCUACAGGGUUCUCUGUCCCUGCAUCCUAACUUGCUGCCUUAUCGUCUGCAAGUGUUCUCCAAGGGAAGGAGUAGGAAACUGUAGAGUGUUCCAUUCUUCCAGGUGACGUCACCUAUGCACAUUCCCAGUAGGGGGACCAUAGUAUCAUUCAGUGCAUUGUUUACGUAUUCAAAGUGAUGCACUUUGAAGGAAGCACUUGUGCACCUUUCCUUUACACUAAUACACUUAGGAUGUUUCUGCAUCAUGUUUACCAGGGAGCAGGGUUCCCCGUGGUUUCAGAGGUGGUCCAGGACCCUAUGAUAUUUCUUUUCUUUUUCUUUCUCUUUUUUUUUUUUUUUUUUUUUUUUUGAGACAGUCUCAUUCUGUCGCCCAAGCUGGAGCGCAAUGGUGUGAUCUUGGCUCACUGCAACGUCCGCCUCCCAGGUUCAAGUGAUGCUCCUGCCUCAGCCUCCCUCGCAAGUAGCUGGGAUUACAGGUGCCUGCCACCAUGCCCCGCAAAUUUUUGUAUUUUUAGUAGAGAGGAUUUUACCAUGUUGGCCAGGCUGGUCUCAAACUCCUGACCUCAAGUGAUCCGCCCUCCUCAGCCUCGCAAAGUGCUGGGAUUACAGGGGUGAGCCGCUGUGCCCUGCUGGCCCUGUGAUAUUUCUGUGAAAUAAAUUGGGCCAGGGUGGGAACAGGGAAAGAAAAGGAAAAUAGUAUCAAGAGCUGCAAAGGAGGCAGGAAGGGAGGAGGAGAGCCAGGUGAGCAGUGGAGAGAAGGGGGGCGCCCUGCACAAGGAAACAGGGAAGAGCCAUCGAAGUUUCAGUCAGUGAGCCUUGGGCACCUCACCCAUGUCACAUCCUGUCUCCUGCACUUGGAAUUCCACCCUGUCCAGCCCUCCCCAGUUAAAGUGGGGAAGACAGACUCUAGGAUCACGCAUGUGACUAAUACAGAAAGGAAACAUGGCAUCGGGGAGAGGAAUAAAACCUGAGUGCCAUAUUUUAAGGUUAAAAAAAAGCAAAUACAAAGAUGCUUCAAGAUCUUCAGAAGUAUGGCAUACAAGUUUCAGAGACCCUAUUUGACAAUUUUCAGAGUGCUCUCUGUGCUGAUUCCGAAUCCGAAUCGAGUGUGUCAGCUGUGAUUACAGUUCCUGUGAAUCUAGGCCGGGUUGGGGGGUUGUGGGUGGGGGAAGGGAAGUCUGACCCCGAGCAAUUGUUCCUGCCUGUAACCCCAGCACUUUGGGAGGCCUAAGCAGGCAUAUCGCUUGAGGCCAGUAAUUCGAGACCAGCCUGGGCAACAUGGCAAAUCUGUCUCUACCAAACAAAAUUAGAAAAAUUAACUGGGCGUAGUGGCAUGUGCCUGUUGUCCCAGCUACUUGGGAGGCUGAGGUGGGAGAAUGGCUGGAGCCCAGGAAGCGGAGGUUGCAGUGAGCCAAGAUCACGUUACUGCACUUCAGCCUGGGUGACAGAGCCAGACCCUGUCUUUAAAAAGGGGGUUGGUGGGGAGAGGUUCUAGAAUGUCAUGUAGCAGCCAGUUUAAGGACUGGGAUUCAGGGAUCCAACUCCCACAGUUUCCCUGUGUGACCCUAGGCAUUUGACUUAGCCUCUCAGAGCCUCAGGUUUUUUGUUUCUGAAAUAAAAGGAUUGGACUAGGUAAUCUCCCAGAUCCUAGGAACCCAGGAGAAAGAUGAGAAAAUGUACAAGAAUGAACACUCAGGUGGAAAUGUUGCAACCCUGAGAAGCCCCCGGGAUGAAUGAAAGGCACAGGACCCUCUUACCCCUCACCCCUCCCCCACUCAAGGGCUGGUUUCUCAAACCUUUCUCUUAGGCCCCUUCAAAGGGGGAAAACUAAAAAUUAUACAAGUUAUAGCUCAAGGACUAUAGAUUAUUUAUAUGAUUGCUCAAAAGGAUAGGGCUGUGAGGAGGGGGGAACACCUUAUUUAAUCUAAUGAAAUUCCAUAGGAGAGAGACCUUUUGUAUAUGGAAUCAAUUUAUCUGCCUUCUCAAUGCAUCUGUCAUAUUCUGAAAGAUUCUGGGUUGAUCUUUUGGGAUAACCUCUAUGGCUGUGAGUGUGUGUGUGUGUGUGUGUGUAUUUUUUUAAAUUUUGUAUAAUGGAGAUUGGUAAAAAAUAAUACAGCAGUACUUUUUUAAUACAAA
Symphalangus syndactylus (siamang) is the source of this 4548-nucleotide messenger RNA. It is a transcript of the gene IFNAR2, whose product is annotated as interferon alpha and beta receptor subunit 2. NCBI's taxonomy places the organism in Eukaryota, Metazoa, Chordata, Mammalia, Primates, Hylobatidae. The record is from RefSeq and is a predicted model, not a curated record. Gene Ontology annotation, cellular component: plasma membrane. Gene Ontology annotation, biological process: type I interferon-mediated signaling pathway. Gene Ontology annotation, molecular function: type I interferon receptor activity; protein binding; interleukin-22 receptor activity.